UUUCCUUUCGAUGUCAUUUUUCUAUACAUUUUAAUAAUACGAGUGUCGGCCAUAAUAAUAAUGCAAGAAUUGAAAGUAGUUUUGAAAAAAAGUGAAAACUUAAGCUUCGGAUUUUCGUUAUUGGGCACGGCAGGUCUUCCUCAUGUUAUUUACGAUAUUUGUGAAAAUUCUCCUGCAGCCGAAUGUGGAGAGGUUGAGGCAGGUGAUGUUAUCGUUAAGGUCAAUGGUACCGAUGUGCAUAGAUUUACCACAAAAGAAGUUUUAAAAUGUCUCCGGUUAUCAGAAGAUCCAGUCACAUUAGACUUAAAGCGAGAUCCAAAAAUCAAAGCAAGAGUUCGAAAAUAUCUUGCCCAGUCGAGCAAUUUGCACUACUCCGAUCUAUCCGACAUCGAGCUAAACACGUCAAUAACAUCGUCUCAAAAACUGUCACCAAUAGCAUCAGCGAAACCGCAUGGUCUCUGUCACCGAGUAACGUCGUCCGAUCCGACAUGUCGUCCCUCACGCAUUCCAACAAUUGUCAAAAGUCCCGUACACAAUACAUCCAGAUCGUGUCCGCAAUCGCCACAUGGUCCGAAAAGUAAACUGCCACUAAUCGCAAACGGGACGGGUAACAAUUUGAUAGAAGAGCCGAGUAAACAGGCACGGUUUGAAGCUUACAUAAUGACAGGAGAUGUUAUUUUCAAUUAUUCGAGAACGCCACCAACUCCAGCUUUAGUUACUUCACACAGUAAAAAGGUCGACAGUUUACGAGAUAAUCCAAAACGAAAUACACGACAGAAUGGUGCUGUAGCACCGCACGCUAAAGGUGAAUCCAGUUUAUCUUCGCCGAGUUUUUCGGACAGUAGCGAUUCGGUCAGUUCGAUCAAAAAGUCUAUCGACAAAGACCAUACAAGUGAGCUAAUCAGCAGUAGACUGUUGAGUGAAAAAGACAAUUUAAUUAAAACCGACGUUGAAUCGGGAGGAAGUACAGCCGGUGGUGAUUUUAGUGGUGAUUUAACAAAUGAUUAUAGCGGCUGUGUAUCUUCCUCAUCAUCAAAUUCAAUUAUGAACAAAGAACCCAAUACAAACAAUAGUGAUAUAGUCGAUUGUGCUAAAUUUAGUGUAGACAAAGACAAUAAGUUUAACAAAAGUACGAAAAGUGGACUUAUUGUCCAACAGAACAUUAUAUCUUCGUCGUCUUCAACGUCAACGGUGAAAAGUGAAAAUUUAAGUUCACCGGAUGCAUGUUUCUCAGUGCCUACAUCACCCACCUCCCUUACAACGCCAAUUAUUGAAUCGUUGAGUUUGUUCAAACAAAAGGAUCUACCCAAUUCGGUGCCAACAAGUCCUGAAUCGGGCGCACAGGAAAUUGUAUUACGGCGAAAUCAACAACAGAAUGGUGUGUCGCGACGGAAUGAUUCGGCCGGUUUUCGAACUAGUCGAUCCGAGGAUCAUUUACAGCACACACAGCGGGACAUUUUAGGCGCUGUUGUUCCUAUAGAUAUUGAAGAAGAUGUCAACAGCUCUCUGAACACACUUUUGGACACCAGACAUGAUUCGGAAGAUUCACAGAGCUCCUGCGAUCGAGAUCGUAUAGUUUGGACAUAUAAUGCACCAAUUCAACCGACAACUCAAUCAUCAAAUUCCCAUUCACAUUCACACUCAAGUUCAAUUAGUUCAUCGCCACAACGAUCUGGUAGUCCGGCAUCACCAACUUCCGUGUCUAGUUCCAUAAUGUCUUCAUCGGGAUCGAAAGGUGCUAGUCACAAUAAUAUUGGUAAUACGGCUGCCGUUGCAUUAAACAAUCUAAUGUGUCCGAACGGUGAUCAAAGUAUUUCCGAAGCGGUAUCGAACAUUUCGAGUCCUGAUUAUCAGGACGACGAUAAUUUGCUUAGUUCCAAAGAUAUGACAGGUAUGGCUAUAAGUGAUCCAAGUGAUUCCGAUUCAACAAUAUUGGUGUCCGAUGCUGGUUAUCAGCAGACACGCGGUGAUCGCGAUCGAGAUCAUAAAAUUGUGAUUAAAGUGAAAGGUUUCGAAAACCAAUUGAAUACUCAAGGUUAUACAGAAUUGAAAGAUAGCGAAGACGAACUGGCUACGAUAACGGAAGACGUAGCGACUGUAGUCUUCGGCACGGAUCCGAGAGAAUCGUCGCCGCCGGUUUCAGAUGAUGGCAGCGACGUAGAGUCAUUACAUUCGUAUCAUUAUUCACCGAAAGCGGUGGAUAUUCCGUCGGCUGUACGACUAGCCAAGCGGCUGUAUGGCUUAGACGGUUUUAAGAAAAGCGACGUGUCUAGGCACUUGAGCAAAAACAACGACUUUAGUCGUGUCGUAGCUGAUGAAUAUUUGAAGUAUUUUAACUUCGAAAAAUCAACAUUGGACGAAUCACUGCGACAGUUUUUGCAACAAUUUUCACUGUCUGGAGAGACUCAGGAGAGAGAACGUGUCUUAGUGCAUUUUUCUCGAAGAUAUUUAGACUGCAAUCCUGGUACAUACAAUUCGCAAGACGCUGUACAUACACUGACUUGCGCUAUUAUGCUACUGAAUACUGAUUUGCAUGGUCAAAAUAUUGGACGAAAAAUGACGUGUGCCGAAUUCAUCGACAAUUUGGCAGAACUGAAUGAUGGCGAAAACUUUCCAAAGGAUGUUCUGAAAUAUCUGUAUCAGGCUAUUAAAAAUCAUCGGCUGGAAUGGGCUCUUGACGAUGAUUCACCUGAACAAAAAUCACGAACUGACGGAAACAGUAUUCAAGGACCACCCGUUGGUCCGAAUCCAUUUUUAGAAACUCCACUAAAUGCAGCUGCAAUUGAAUACAAAAAGGGUUAUGUGAUGCGAAAAUGUUGCUACGAUUCGAAUAACAAAAAGAGUUGUUGUGGUUUAUUUUCAGCCCCGUUUGGAAAACGAUCGUGGAAGAUGUUUUACUGCACACUACGAGAUUUGGUUUUGUAUUUGCACAAGGAUGAGCAUGGAUUUAAAAAGAAUCAAAUGUCCGACAAUGUGCACAAUGCAAUUCGUAUUCACCAUGCACUGGCAACGAAAGCGGCUGACUACAAGAAGAAACAACAUGUUUUCCGACUGCAAACGGCCGAUCAAUCAGAGUAUUUAUUUCAAACCAGCGAUUCGAAAGAGCUACAAUCGUGGAUUGAUACGAUCAAUUUUGUGUGUGCUUCGUUUUCGGCUCCGCCACUGGAAGGCGGUGUGGGCAGUCAGAAGCGAUUUCAGCGACCGCUGUUACCCAGUUCUCAUACAAAGUUAUUAAUGAGAGACCAAUUGGCUACACAUGAGGAAAAAGUGUCACAGCUCGAAGCCAAUUUGGCUGAUCAUAAACGAGCGCAAGUUCCAAAUAAAGGUUUGCCGUUGCAAAACCACAAGGAGAAGGAAGCUUAUUUACAAUAUGAGCUGAAGCGCUACAAAACCUACGUAUACAUUCUAAGUUCCCGUCUGCUCGAAGACGAACAGGCCGAAUAUCAAAACGCUUUACUAGCUGGAAACGACGAAACGACGUGCAGUUAUCAACAGUUGUCAACUGGAAAUGUGAUUGUGAACAAUAUGCCGCAACAGCUAAAUCAAACGUCAAACAGAUGUGACCUACGUGAAACACCUUCGUGAGAUCCGACCAGUCGUUAUUCAUACAACAGUGAUGAUGAUACUAGUGAAAGUGAUACAAGAGGUUUACACUUUCUACUUUGUUGUAUAAUUUGAAAUUGUGUCGAUUUGUCACCCCAACCAUUUUUGAAAAGGCUAUACUCGACUCGAUGGUGUUUUUUUCGUUGUUUUUUUCGAUUUUUUUUUUGUUCAGAGAUUUAUCUUUUCCUAAUCAUAUAUAGGUUUGUUUUUUGGUAUUAUGCGGAAUGCAUUUCGGAGUCACGCGACCACAUAAUGAAAUCUAUCGAAAGACAAAUAAAAUGAUGAAGAAGAAAACAGGAAGAAAAGUAUGAAAAGAUAAAUUUUACCAUUUUAUCAUUUAACAAAAAAAAAACAAUUCUAUGGAAAAGAAAAUUUAAAAUUUGAUAUUACAAACAAACAAAAAACAAUGUGCAUUGGAAUAUUCCACUUCUUUUUUUUUAUAAAAGUAAAAGUUUUCAUAAAAUUAAAACAAAAAGUUAAUGGAAUAAUAAACAAGAAAAAAAAUUAAUAUAAAAAAUGAAGAUAAAAAUAAUUAAUUAAAAAAAAUUGUUAAACAUUUAAGAGAACAUAAAAGGAUGAGAUAAGAUUGAGAGAUAAAAAAUGUAUUAUAAUAUAUACAGAAUAGUUACUAGUUAUAUAUAAUAACACAUACGAUGGCUUAAAAAUGAAAUGCCUGCCAAAUGGAUUAGUAUAUUUAAACAAAAAAAGGAAAUGAAGAAAAACAUAAAAAAGGAAAAACAUAAAUUUGAUCUUCCUUAAAAAACAUUAAAAACAAAAAGUUUUUUCUCGUAAGAAUUAUUACUCUUGAAUAUGUAUAUUACGGACCGGAUUCUUCACCUGUUUUUGUUUGUUUUUUUAAUUCCUUUUUUUAUUUAUUUUUAUUUUUUUUUGAAGAAAAAAUGAUUUUAUUUACACACUUAAAUGACCUUGAUGAAUUUUAUGAUUUUACAGGACUUUUGUUUAGUAAACAACAACGAUUUUAUCUAAAAAGAAAUUAUUAUUUUUUGUAAAAUGUGUCGCUUACAGUAUCUAUAAUAUAAAACGUGUGUUUGAAAUUUUAAUUAUAAGAUGUUAACAUAACUUUUCGGGCCCCUCGGCACUGGCCCGCAUCGGGCGAUAAACCUCUCGAUAUUUUUUCUGAUACCCGACGCCCCCAAGACGAUAAAAAA
Molecule: messenger RNA, 4772 nt
Organism: Bradysia coprophila
Lineage: Eukaryota; Metazoa; Arthropoda; Insecta; Diptera; Sciaridae
Gene: Efa6
Product: Exchange factor for Arf 6
Biological process (GO): regulation of ARF protein signal transduction
Molecular function (GO): phospholipid binding; protein binding; guanyl-nucleotide exchange factor activity
Source: RefSeq, a predicted model, not a curated record